ACAUGGCUUCGGGAGACAAGAAACUUGUUCGGUCCAAAAGCGGACUGAAAAUCGUGUCUACAAACGAUGAAUAUCGAAGUCCAUUUGUUCUAAAUGAGCCUACAUGGGUACCAGACAAUGAAUGCUCGCAAUGCAUGAAGUGUAAAGGGCGGUUUGAUUUUAUGAGGCGCCGGCAUCAUUGUCGGCGGUGUGGGAAAUGUUUUUGUGGGACGUGCUGUAAGAACAAUCUGCCUCUUCCACGAAUGUGCUUCAUCGACCCAGUCAGACAGUGCAUUGAAUGUGCACAGAUGACAAACAAGGAAAAUGAAUUCUUCGACAGACAUUUGAAAAUAUUAACUAAUGGCACCCAGUUCAAAGUGAUGAGUACACUACACGAGGAUAGAGAUCCCAACGAGGAAGUACUUUUCGUGUGCAAACUUGCUUCAGAUCACAGGGUUGUGAUGUUUGACAGCGGUUCCAGCAGUGAAAGUCAUGAGGCCAUAGAACUUCAGUCCAUCUCUUCAUGUCAGAUAUUGACAUCUGGCAUUGACCCACAAGGUAACACAGUGGCAACUGGUAUCUGUAUUCUGUACCGAGACAGCCGUGGUGAGGACCAGAAGGUUACCAUGGUAGCACCCGACCUCAUGCAAAUCCGGAAACAGUCGAUGAUGUGGUUGGCAGCAAUGCAGCGGGCUAUGAAACUGAUGUACGAGACCAAAAAGAUGAACGCCAAUGAAAUGAACAUGGAGUACUGAUAAAAUCCACCACCGACUGUGGGUACAGGUCUGCCAGAAGUUUGUUUUGAUUGCUCAAUACCUUGGAUGCUUCCAGAGGAAAUCGACAACUUCACAAAUAGAACAUUUUGAAAUAUUUUUCUACGUGUCGGCUUAAAAACUAUUUUUAUCUCCAUUGCAAUGGACCCGAUUUGACGAGACAUCUUUGUUUGUUGGUUUCUCUGUGUUUAUAGUGGCUUGUUAGCUGUGAGUACCGGUACCGGUUUAGACACUGUAGUUUGUUACACAAGAAAUUGGCACGUUACAAGCAUAGCAAGUAGGUUCAAAUGCUGAAUUGUCUGUAUGAGAUCAAAAAAAUCUUGAGUGCCCUAUUUUCAUGAAAUGGACUAUGGACUAUAGGUACAAUGGGUCUCGGUAUACUUCUCUUCACUGUGGUCCAUGAAAGCAACCUGUCCAUGGUUCUGAGUAUCUCUUACCUUGGCUGCUUUGAUUCUGAAACCUAUUGGUACCAAAAAGAUAUAAGCACGCCAAGUUUUCUUUCGAGAUCAUCUGGAGUAAAAGCAUUUUUCAUGUACAUGUAUUUUUGCAAUCUCCGGCUUCUUACUUUUUUGCUUGUCUUGCAUAAUUACCUACACGUUUCUUGUCAAAUCUGAUCCAUUUGUGGCCAAGUUCUUGAAUGUUAUUGUUAAUCAAAGGUGGCUUAAACUUGGAAUGGAAUGAUGUGGUAGAAGUGAUUGGGUGUAAUCGUUUGUGAUUAUUGGGUUCAGGUAAGCGAUGUGUUUGUGAUACUGUUAUGUCUUCUUAUCCUUAAGGGCUGUUACCAUAGUCUGGCCUCCUUCCACCAGAUAUCAGUGUUUCUUCUUUAAGUCUUCUAUUUGCCAGGCAUUUAUAGAAGGCGUUGCAUAAAUUUGAUGUUAUUCAUGCUAUCAUGUAAAAGGUGCUUUGAGAUCUUUGGCAUCCUUCUCAAAUCUGAAAAAAAUGUUCGUUUUUGAUCACACCCUUUUAAUAAACGAGAAUUUGCCACAUUUAGAAUAUGGAAAAGAAAGAAAAUAGCUAUUAGAUGGGUAAAGGAAAAUUUGGAUGAAGGGAAAUCAGGCAUCUUGGCAUCUAGGCGCUUUCUCCUUUGGUAACUUUCAAUACACUGUUUAAUAUAUAGGUUAUAUUAUAUUGUAUAUUAUGAUAAAUAUUGUAAAUACUUGAAUGGAAGUGGAGUUCACUGUUAAUCCCUAGCUGCUAUUUUGGUCUCCAAGUUACUUGAAACACCUUUCCAACCCAUCAUAUUUCAACUUCCAAUCCACAUUCCAUGCAAUCCACUGUGGAAAGCAUGUAUAGUACAAGCAUCCUUGAAGAUGGCAGCACUGUAUGUUGAUUGAAAAGUGGAUGUACCUUUCUGUGGGUCAGUGGUGCUGACCAGGGGGUGCUGAAGGGGUGUCGUUUUAUGAGCCGCCCUGCAGGUCGGGGGUAGUCAAAGGGAAAAAAAGUCUAUUGCUUAGGGUAUGGGUUAGAGGUGCUUAUUAUAGUUCAUGAAAUCGAGCUACAUGAUUAACAUUGUACACUGCUUGUAAAUUUGCCUAAAAUUUUGAUGCAUAGCAUUACAGACUAUAUUGACGCUAUUUAGUCCGUUGAGGGGGCCUGUACAAAAGGAUUAUCUUACGUAUAAUAAGCCUGCAUGUAACAGAUAGGCCUUAUUAGCGUCAACUCAGUAUUUCUGAUCAAUGUGUAUUUUGACAAAUAUCUAUAUAGUGGCUACCGGGUAUAUACAUAUUUAACAAUUGAAUAUCAAAACACUUUACAGUCUCAAGACAAAGAAUUUUAACUAACUAGUGUGUCAUGUAAAGCAAUGUGUAUAUUCUAGUAAAUAGACAGUUGGUUAUAAAGGUAAAUCUUCAGUCUUUAGUGGAGUUCUCUUUACUACAAUCAAUGCCCACCAACUUUGAAAUACAUGUAAUGGUAAAUUCAGGUAAGUGAAGACUUAAAUACAUGAAGUCGUCUUCGUUAUAAUAUCUUUGUAAAGACGUGGUUUUACCUCUUGCAAUGUAUAUUUCCACCUGUCCAGGUCCACUAUGUCGACAUGAUAAGCUUGGUGAGGGUCACCUGUACAGAAGGCCUGCUUUCGGGUUUAGAAAAAUGUGUAGCAGCUUGUAGGAUGUGGUAAAAGUGAGUUUAUCCCAGUCAAAUAUUCCAAAGCAAAAGCCCUCCUGCUCUUUAAACAAUAUGCCUAGCUGAGCACAAUGACCAAUUUUGUCAUAGAAAGACAUAAAAAUCUUCUUUUUCAUUGCCUUGUUCACAGAUAGAGAUUAUGUUAGAUGUAAAUUUCCUUUUGGCACAAAGAGGUCUUUUGAGGACAAAGUCACAACCAGAAUAAGGAUACGUUCACUGCAGGAAAUCUUUUUAAAAACAGUGUGAAGUUGGGUUACGGUGUUUUAUGAGUUCAGUACAAAGCUCUCGUCCGUACACUCUGCAGUUCUCCAAGCACUCCCUUCAGUGUCCAAGAUGGUGCCACUGUUAGUGGUGUCACAAUCAAAAUUAUACGUGAAAGUCAGGAUUUUUCUUCCAUACUACGUGUACCUUUGGUGCAUGUGUUACUUUAAAGUGAUUAAUCCAGGCAUUCUGGUUAUGACUUUGUCCUCAUAAGACUGAUUUGUAAUAUAGGGGGUGAUAACACAACCUGCAAAAUUAGCAUUCCGAUGCAAGUAAGGAAAAUGUUUAAUGAUUCAGGGACAUCAAGACAUAAGACAGGCUACCUCUUAGGCUGGGUAUCCAUGCAAUGCUCGCUUGUGGCAUUUUCUCUUGUUCCGUGUGUCCUUGUAACCUUGUCACAUGCCACACACAAGAUGAGCCUUUGUUUGGCUUGUUAGACAUUCCCAUUGGUGGUGCCUGGGAACAUGCUAUAGAGACAAUUGAGGCAACACCACAUGUUCACAAGAAAACAGCCCAUGGAUAUUCAGCCCUAAAAAUCCAUAGAGACCAGUACAUGUGACGGAUCAGUGCUGCAUCCCACAAUCACAUGUGUAGAGCAUCCUUGGAAAUAAGAGUCCAACCUUUUGAAGUAUGCCUCUGGGCUUAUGGCGGGGCUUAACUGAAAGAUGGGUGGUCUAUUUGCCUUGCUUGGGUCACGCUUUGGCAACCAAAACGAAUCCCUUUUCACGCAUUUUUUGGGCCAAGGAUGCUCCACAGAAGUCGUCAGGAGUGACUCCCCAGAUGCUACAUUAACUACUGAUCACACAUGGUCUGAUAUGUAAUUGUUCAAAGGCCCAAUUUAUGAUCUUUUACAGUAAUGUUAUUGUAAUUGUUCCUAAAAUAAAGAUUUUAAUAUUAUAUAGUGAUCAUGACUUCA
Lineus longissimus is the source of this 4050-nucleotide messenger RNA. Its product is annotated as zinc finger FYVE domain-containing protein 21-like. Gene Ontology annotation, molecular function: metal ion binding. NCBI's taxonomy places the organism in Eukaryota, Metazoa, Nemertea, Pilidiophora, Heteronemertea, Lineidae. The record is from RefSeq and is a predicted model, not a curated record. The transcript has 7 exons. Bases 3 to 734 code for a protein of 243 amino acids.